Drosophila serrata is the source of this 2032-nucleotide messenger RNA. RefSeq lists its product as uncharacterized. The record is from RefSeq and is a predicted model, not a curated record. NCBI's taxonomy places the organism in Eukaryota, Metazoa, Arthropoda, Insecta, Diptera, Drosophilidae.
UAUAGUUUUAUAGAGUCGGAAAUUACUCCUUUAUUCCUUGGAAUAACCCAACAAUUCCACUUUAAAAACACUUUUAAGCUCCUUGUUUGAGCCCACACCCAAACUCCAAGUAAGGAGGCCACCCAAAGAAAACCCACAAGACAAAAACCAAGACAGAAAAGCACAAAAUUCACAUUUAAUUGUCCCUCAAGGGCGGUUGUGGUAGGGACAUGAAAAAGGUGGGGUCUCUUGUCCAGGAGACAAUGCAAAUAUACUUAACUCAUCUCUUGCAGGAAGGAUGAAGGACAGCCUCUCCUCGAGCAGCGCAACAGGAAUGCCAGCUGGAACAGGCACUGGAGGCAGUGCCACGCCCACGGCACCCACAACGCCCACAGCCGCAGGAGGAGGAGGAGGAGCGGGAACAGGAGCAGCAGCAGGAGCCACCACAGCAGCUGCAGCAGAUCCACAACAGACACCACAGCAGCAGCAGCAACAGCAACAGCAGCAGCAGCAACGUGGCAAGAGCAACAUCCAUGAGUUGCGCAACCAGGAUUAUGUGAGUCGUCUAAUGGCCGCCACUCCGCCAUAUCUUUACUCCGCUCCCGUGGGACCCAACAACUUCUUCUUCAGCGACAUGUUGCGCUCCCUGGUUCAGGCAAGAAACAAUGAGACAGCACGCGUGUUGCAGCUGCAACAGCAGCAGGCACAGCAGCAGCAGCAGCAGCAACAUCAGCAGCAGCAACAGCAGCAGCAGCAACACCAUCAAACCUCCUUGGUGAGGCGUCCCAGGAAGCGAUCCUGGUCACAUCGUCCCUACUACGAGCAGCUGCGCGAGCGACGUGAGGCAGAGGAGAAGCAACAGCAGCAGCAGCAACAGCAGCAACAGCAACAGCAGCAGCAACUGCAGCCGGAGAAGCCUCUAGAGCUGACCAACAAGGUGAUGGCCACCACUCCCAGUGCCGCCACACCCACUCCCUAUGGCUAUGCCAAGCUGGAGACGAAGCCCGCGUUGCCGCCGCCACCCAAAACCACAUCCUCUGGACUGGGAUUGGGCUUGGGACUUGGUGGUGCUGUGGACUCUGCCCUGCAGGAUAAUACACCACCGGCGGCUUCAUUGCCACCGCAGGAUUUGGUCCUGCCUCCACCGCCCCCCGUGUGGUAUCCACCCCUGUACGCACCCUAUGGCAUCGAUCCAUUGCAUUUCUUCAUCGAUCUGAGAGUCUCCGGGCAUAUCUACGAUCGCAAAAAGGAGAAUGUGUCCCCGCUGUCGGCCAGCAAUAAUGCCCUUGCCGAGGAGGGUUCAUCCUCGUGCUCAUCCUCCACAGCGGGGGCCACAUCCUCCUCCACCUUCUCGAGUGGGAAUCUCUUGAGCAAGCAGCGUCAUGGUUCCGCCUUUACUGUGCCCAUACCCAAGGCUGCUCAAAGUGAUGCCAUCAAUUUGUGUGCCAAUCCCAGUGGAGGAGGAGCAGGAGCUGCAGGAGGAGCAGGAGCAGGAGGAGCAGGUGACUCCUCACCCACCAGUGUCAGUGUGUUGGGCAGCAAAUUCGAACAUUAUGCCAAGUACUAUGAUCUUGGGGAGACCAAGGAGAAUCAACCGGCAACGGCUUCGAGUACGAUGGCCGCCAAUCAUCUCUCGGCAGCCGCCGCUGCAGCUGCUGCUGCUGCUAAUCUAUCCAAAUCCAGUGCCAGUUAUAUGCUCCAACAUCUGCCCCGACUUUAUAGUCAAUUUGCUGCCCAUCAUCAGGCUCAGCAGGUGCAACAGGAUACAGAGUCUGCCAAAUCCGAAUCGGUUUCGGCCUCGGCCAGUGGUGCUUCACUUUCGGUGCCGGAGCUCUGUGAUGAGGACUCCAUGGGCAGGGGAUCCAGUGACACGGCUGUGGGUCCUGGCGGUGCUGAUGGUGAGGGUGAUACUUCCGGCGGUGGUCAAGGAAACUGUGACAUCGAUGUGGAGAUCAUAGACUCCAUCAAGUAUCGAACGGAUGGCGAGAGUAGUCGGUAUUCCAGCAAUGAUGAGGCCUCCAUCACGCAAAUUGAUUGAGGAGGGAGAGAGCUA